Molecule: messenger RNA, 2067 nt
Organism: Echinops telfairi (small Madagascar hedgehog)
Lineage: Eukaryota; Metazoa; Chordata; Mammalia; Afrosoricida; Tenrecidae
Gene: DARS1
Product: aspartyl-tRNA synthetase 1
Exons: 14
Coding region: 151-1539 (462 amino acids)
Biological process (GO): aspartyl-tRNA aminoacylation
Cellular component (GO): aminoacyl-tRNA synthetase multienzyme complex; cytosol; cytoplasm
Molecular function (GO): ATP binding; RNA binding; aspartate-tRNA ligase activity
Source: RefSeq, a predicted model, not a curated record
CAGCCCGGACUCGCCAAGCGGAGACCGAGCGCGUGUGCAGGGAGGGUGGAGACAACACGGCAGGGAGAUACCCCUUUGGCCUGCUGUACGGAAGCCUGCGAGGGAGGGAUUUGACCGCUGUCCCUGCGUUGCCCGGUCCCGUUUGUCCCGAUGCCCAGCGCCAGCGCCAGCCGCAAGGGUCAGGAGAAGCCGCGGGAGAUCAUGGACGCGGCAGAAGAUUAUGCUAAAGAAAGAUAUGGAGUAUCUUCAAUGAUACAGUCACAAGAAAAACCAGAUCGAGUUUUGGUUCGAAUUAGGGACUUGACAGAACAAAAAGCUGAUGAAGUCGUGUGGGUGCGUGCAAGGGUUCAUACAAGCAGAGCUAAAGGGAAGCAGUGUUUCCUAGUCCUGCGACAGCAGCAGUUCAAUGUCCAGGCUCUUGUGGCUGUGGGAGACCAUGCAAGCAAGCAGAUGGUUAAAUUUGCUGCCAACAUCAACAAAGAGAGCAUCGUGGAUAUAGAAGGUGUUGUGAGAAAAGUGAAUCAGAAAAUUGGAAGCUGUACACAGCAAGAUGUUGAGUUACAUGUUCAAAAGGAAGGACGAGCAACUGUUAACCAAGAUACCAGACUAGACAACAGAGUCAUUGAUCUUAGGACAUCAACUAGCCAGGCUGUCUUCCGUCUCCAGUCUGGCAUCUGCCAUCUCUUCCGAGAGACUCUAAUUAACAAAGGGUUUGUGGAAAUCCAGACUCCCAAAAUUAUUUCAGCUGCCAGUGAAGGAGGAGCCAAUGUCUUUACUGUGUCCUAUUUUAAAAACAAUGCAUACCUGGCUCAGUCCCCACAGCUGUAUAAGCAGAUGUGUAUCUGUGCUGACUUUGAGAAAGUUUUCUGUAUUGGACCAGUGUUCAGAGCUGAAGACUCCAAUACCCACAGACAUUUAACUGAAUUUGUUGGUUUGGAUAUUGAAAUGGCUUUUAAUUACCAUUACCAUGAAGUGGUACAAGAGAUUGCUGACACCUUGGUCCAAAUAUUCAAAGGGCUGCAAGAAAGGUUUCAGAUUGAAAUUCAAACCGUGAAUAAACAGUUCCCAUGUGAACCAUUCAAAUUCUUGGAGCCAACUCUACGAUUAGAAUAUUGCGAAGCAUUGGCUAUGCUGAGGGGAGCUGGCAUUGAAAUGGGGGAUGAAGAGGACCUGAGGUUUGUCUAUGAUACAGAUUUUUAUAUUCUCGACAAGUAUCCCUUGGCUGUCAGACCUUUCUAUACCAUGCCUGACCCAAGAAACCCUAAACAGUCCAACUCUUACGAUAUGUUUAUGAGAGGGGAAGAAAUAUUGUCAGGAGCUCAAAGAAUUCAUGACCCUCAGCUGCUAACAGAGAGAGCCUUACAUCAUGGAAUUGAUUUAGAGAAAAUUAAGGCUUACAUCGAUUCCUUCCGCUUUGGAGCGCCUCCUCAUGCUGGUGGAGGGAUUGGGUUGGAACGAGUGACGAUGCUGUUUUUGGGGUUGCACAAUGUCCGUCAAACCUCGAUGUUCCCCCGUGAUCCUAAACGACUCACUCCUUAGAGGAAGCCGUGCUAUUUAUUCUGCUGUACCUUAGACACUUACUGUAUGCAAUAGGGUAAAUGUCUUAUCUAAAGUGCCACAAUUAAUUUUUUUAUUAAUUCAAGAUAGGUUGAUUCAAAAUGAAGAUUUUUAUACUUUCAGCAUGUUCAGCAGGAAAUACUUGAACAUUUUAAUGAAAAAUUCAUAUGGUUAUGCUGUAAAAUCAUAUUCUAAUACCACAGUAAAUGUUAACAGUUUUAAACAGUUAAACCAUGUAAUUUUUUUCUUUCCUAUAUUAAACUGGCCACAAAAUUGAGGUCUUAAAUUUUUAACAUUUGAACUUAUCAUUUCAAUUACGACGGUGAAAUAACAGUUGGAGAAGUAUCUAACAUUUUUGUUAAAGAAUAAUUGGUUUAUCAUGAAAAGUUAGAAAGUUUUCAUACUUAAAAAUUAUAUAAAGCAGGUAAAAAUACUAGUUGGAAAACAUUUAAUAUAAUGUAUUAGAUUGGUAUAAUGUAAACCUGGGUUUCAAUAAAAUUUCAAAGCUAA